Aspergillus calidoustus is the source of this 1638-nucleotide messenger RNA. NCBI's taxonomy places the organism in Eukaryota, Fungi, Ascomycota, Eurotiomycetes, Eurotiales, Aspergillaceae. The record is from the annotation of a GenBank genome assembly.
AUGGAGAAAAAAGCGCCUUCUGUCGAUGGAAACCCAGUCACUACCGACGAGGGCACCAUGUCCCCGUACGGUCAGACCAAGCGUGGCCUGUCUGCUCGCCAUGUACAGCUGAUGGCUAUCGGAGGGUCCAUCGGAACUGGUCUGUUUGUCGGUAUCGGAUCGUACAUGCGCGAUUCUGGCCCCCUGUCUGUUGUCCUGGGUUAUCUCUUGUACGGCCUCCUGUUCAUCUGGCCAUGUUACCUGUGUGUGGGUGAAAUGUGUGCAUACCUGCCGAUUCGAGGUUCAAUCUUCGAGCUGGCCGCACGAUAUAUCGACCCUGCAUUUGGCUUUGCCAUGGGCUGGGUGUACUUCUAUGCAGGUGUGAUGCUAGUAUGCGUCGAAUAUUCAGCCGUUGCCACUAUCAUGCAGUACUGGACGACAAGCGUGAAUCCCGCAGUUUGGAUUGCCAUGGCAAUGGUCGUGUGCAUUAUCCUGAACAUUGUGGCAGUCGAGUGGUAUGGUGAAAGUGAGUUCAUCAUGGCAUCGACCAAGGUCCUUCUCAUCAUCGGUCUUAUCCUCCUCACGUUCAUCACAAUGGUCGGCGGAAACCCCAAAAAAGACCCGUAUGGAUUCCGCUACUGGACGGAUGGUGUCAUGUACGAGUUCUACACCGACGGCGACACCGGUCGGUUCCUCGGUCUGUUCAACGUCAUGGUAUAUGCUGCCUUUUCUUUGGCUGGUCCUGAUCUCCCGUCUCUCGCUGCGGGCGAGAUUCAAAACCCGCGAUACACCAUUCCUCGCGUCUGCAAGAUGAUCUUCUGGCGUAUUGUUGGAUUCUAUGUCAUCGGAACCCUCGCCGUGAACAUUAUUUGCGACUCCCACGAUCCUCGCCUCAUCAGUGCUAUCGACAACGGCGAGGCCGGAUCUGCCGCCUCACCAUGGGUUAUCGGGAUCGAGAACCUGGACAUCCACGGCUUGCCAGAUCUGAUAAACGUCCUCAUUCUGCUUUCCGGUUGGUCUUGCGGUAACGCGUACGUGUACGGCUCGAGUCGCACGCUGUACUCGCUUGCGAAGGACGGACAAGCCCCAAAGUUCCUCCUCAAGUGUACCAAGUCUGGAGUGCCAAUCUAUUGCGUCCUGGUUGUGUCGCUAAUCACCUGCAUCACCUUCAUGGUCGCCGACAAUUCAUCAGUAGAGGUCUUCUAUUGGUUCAUUGAUCUCACCACCUGUGGAUUGGUUCUCACCUAUACCUGCAUGGUGGCUGUGUUUCUCGCCUGGUAUCGGGCACUUCGCGCCCAGGGUGUUGAUCGCGCUACUCUGCCAUGGGCCGCACCUUUGAUGCCCUACUGGGCUAUCCUAGCCCUGAUAGUUGGGUCUGCUGUCACCUUGUUCAACGGGUUCACAGUUUUCUCACCUUGGAGCACUCAGGGAUUCAUCACCUCGUACUUUGCCAUUGGAUUUUUCAUGGUGACGUUUGCUUUCUGGAAAUUUUGGCACAAGACAUCAUUUGUCAAACCAGCAGAAGCCGAUAUCAUCUCUGGCAAAGCAGAAAUUGACGCCGAGUGUCGCAUUUGGGAGGACGGCGGCUUCAAGGAGAGGCGCAGAGCGGAGUUGGCACAGAUGCACUGGUCCCGCCGGUGGUGGGAAAAGAUGUGGUAA